GGACUGCGAUGUUGAAAUGCUGGAGCGCAAUUCAAUUCCAGAAGUUGGUCUCUCCCAGAGAUCCACGAAUGUCGUGGAAAUUCUUUCUGGCCAUUCGUCUAUCGAAACAGCGGUUUGGGCAAUGCUGAUGUUCAAUAUGCAGACACUCGAUGUGCUCAUUGUCAGAAGCGACGGUGAUGGAGACGAGUAUGAGAGAGAAAGAGAGAGAUGGAGAGAGAAGGGGAUCCAGAGACUGAAAUAUCUCUGGCCCAUGUCAAAAUCUCGCGCCAUGUAUAUCGUACGAGUUUCAAGCAGGACCCACAGACGCAGAUCGAGAUCCCAUUCCUGUUUUAUACGAGGGCGUGAUCCAAUCAGGGAUCAAGAAAGAAUGAACAACUAGAGAAUUGUAUUGUGGUGAAACUGAUGUCUGACCCUUUUGACCUCCAUCGAUUCUCGAGAGUCUCGAUCCUCGAAGACAUCGCUUCCUCGGACGUGGGAAAAGGGAUUGGUCGUGCGAGUGCAUGGGUGGAGGCUCUGAAUAUAAUUCUCAGCCAUGAGAAAAGGUUUGACUGUAACGACCGGCACGAAGAUCGGGCUGAUGAUCUUCUGGACCGAGGCACAGCAAGGGUCGCGAGCUUUUGAGGAGCAUCACAUUCUGCUCCUCGGGACGUAGCGCAACGAAGAUGCUUGCAGAUGCAGAUGCGCUCGGGCUUUCUGAUGAGACGUGAACGUACCGUAGCUCCUCUUCUGUCAGCGACGAGGCGAUAGCGGAGGACUUUACGCUGCAAUCUUGGACUCUGCCCAUGGCCCCUCCCCCCAAGCUCUACAACCAGCAGCAGCAGCAGCAGGAGCAGCAUCUAGAGUCUCUUCUUCAGCUUCCUAGCCCCAGAGCACGGUGUGGCAGUUCCGAAUUGGAGAUGUCCGACAGCUCAGGUCAACAGAAGAAUUGCCACAUGCCUGAGUGCAGUAAAAAAGUCAUCUGCACAAAUUUCCAUCGACACCAUGUUCCAGAACGGCAGCAGUAGCAGCAGCAGCAGCAUCGCCGUGUCUCGCCAGAAGGUGACAAGGAGGAGAGAGCCGCUGCUUGCGGUGGGGGCCGAUAAAGGCCGAAGAACGCAGCCCCAGUUACCAAUCAGGCCUGAGAGUCUUCUUGCCACAACCCCCUCUGCCCUCGUCCCAGGUCCCAGAUCAAACACAGCACCGGAGAAAGAGAAAGAGAGGACAAGUACACCUCUGACACGACUCCAGCUUGCUGUUACUCGAGGAUGUCAAUUCCAUUCCAUUCCGAGACGAUCGAUUGAAUCAUUAGAGUGGGUUGACAACAUGAACUCAAUGAACUGUCUGCAGUGCUGUCCUAGGACGCUCAAAAUGGCCCAAAUCUAUCGUUUCCCAGAUCGAAGACUGCCGGCGAAAAUGGAAGAGUGGUCGUUGUCGUUCACGCUGUUCUUUGUGAGUUCGUUGGUUGAUUACGAAGGGCGACUAAAACCAUGUAAAAACAGCAUCAGGCAAAACACCACAUCAGAUGAGUGGUCACCUGGGACUCGAGAUGGAUGUGUACGUAGGCCAGGCAUUGGCUGCGUAUAGGAGCUUCAUUAUUCUGCGUAUACGAAAUUAGGAUCUUCGAAGAUUCAGGCAGGGGGCUUCCAAAAAUAACUGACCAUCUUCGAAGACUUAUGUCUGU
Marchantia polymorpha subsp. ruderalis is the source of this 1660-nucleotide messenger RNA. The record is from the annotation of a GenBank genome assembly. Lineage: Eukaryota; Viridiplantae; Streptophyta; Marchantiopsida; Marchantiales; Marchantiaceae.